UAGAUUUUGAGAACCCGACCCAGAAGCGUCCAGAGGGAACAAAACCCUCUCUGGGUUCCUUUGGAAACUUUUGUAUCUUUUUCUCUCGCCUCCCUACCUCUCCAAGGCAGCUGUUGGAAGACGUGCCACUGCAAGAAUAAAUGUUUCAGGCUGCGCAAUCUGAGUCUGGACAAGACGCCAGUACUAUGUCUCAACAGCUUCUCUACCGGGCUUUGGUGUCUGCAAAGUGGGUCUCUGAAGCCAUCAAAACUUCUCAACCUGGAUUGGCUGUACGGCUCCUGGAUGCUUCCUGGUACCUCCCAAAAAUGAAGCGCAACCCUCGGACUGAGUUUGAGGAGCGCCACAUCCCUGGAGCUGCCUUCUUCGACAUUGACCAGUGCAGCGAUCGCACUUCACCAUACGAUCACAUGCUGCCCAGCACAGCGGAGUUUGCAGAGUAUGUGGGCAAGCUAGGUGUGGGCAGUGAUUCCCAUGUAGUGGUGUACGAUGCAAGUGACCAGGGUUUGUUCUCUGCCCCUCGUGUCUGGUGGAUGUUCCGAGCCUUCGGGCAUGAUGCUGUUUCUCUUUUGGACGGUGGGCUGAAGAACUGGAUGCGGGAGGGGUUUCCAGUUACAUCCCAAAAGAGCAGACCUGUGCCUGCCGAUUUCCAUGCCACUCUGGACAGAUCAUUUGUCAAGACUCAUGAGGACAUUAAGGAAAACAUAGAAUCAUGCCGCUUCCAGGUUGUGGAUGCACGAGCGGCAGGCCGGUUCCAAGGGAUAGAGGAGGAGCCCCGGGAAGGAAUUGAACCUGGCCACAUCCCUGGCACGGUGAACAUCCCAUUCACUGAAUUCCUUUCUGAGACUGGCAUGGAGAAGAGUCCGGAGGACAUCCACAGAUUAUUUCAGGAAAGGGGUGUGGAUCUCAAGAAGCCCCUUGUGGCCACUUGUGGUUCAGGAGUCACUGCUUGCCAUGUGGCACUGGGAGCAUAUCUCUGUGGCAAGCCUGACGUGUCCAUUUAUGAUGGAGCUUGGGUGGAGUGGUUCAUGCGGGCACAGCCAGAACACAUCAUCUCAGAGAGAAGGUGGAAGAACCUGUGAGGGCAGCCUCCUGCCUCAGAAGCAGUGCCUGGUAACAGAGUGGAAAUAUGUUAUUGUGGUCCAGUGAAGCGCCUUUACCAGUGAAUCUGUUGACAUUGGGGUGUGUGUGGUCCUUUGCAUACCUCCUUUGCUUGGCAUAAGUGAUGUCUUUUCUUCUCUCUCUCCAGUAGUUUGUUAUUGGGUUGGGGGAAAGUGCACUUAUUGGGUUGGGGGAAAGUGAGUCAUGGGAUGGUGGACGAAAUUUCAAAUAGAACGUUGAAUCAAGAAGUCCAGCCACAUUGGGUGUACACAAAAAAGGGUUGGGGAUGAGAUUAAUCUUGUGUUUGGCCAGGUUGUGUCAUUCUUCUGUCGUCUUAAUAACAAUGUUUUUCUUCAAAAACUGAAA
Sphaerodactylus townsendi is the source of this 1464-nucleotide messenger RNA. It is a transcript of the gene MPST, whose product is annotated as mercaptopyruvate sulfurtransferase. The transcript is spliced from 3 exons. Bases 141 to 1079 code for a protein of 312 amino acids. Gene Ontology annotation, biological process: transsulfuration. The record is from RefSeq and is a predicted model, not a curated record. Gene Ontology annotation, cellular component: mitochondrion. NCBI's taxonomy places the organism in Eukaryota, Metazoa, Chordata, Lepidosauria, Squamata, Sphaerodactylidae. Gene Ontology annotation, molecular function: thiosulfate-cyanide sulfurtransferase activity.